CUUAACAGACUACACACUUGCACUUGCGGAGAGCAGCUACACAACAUACGGACAGGCUGUUUAUAGACUUCUCUCUGCAACAUAGCACCUUUGGAUCCUCUCAGCCAUGCCCCAGUGAGCCGCCUAUCUCUCACCCACACGGAGGAGUGCAUAUGCGCAGAGCAAAGGAUGCGCGCUGGAGGUCUGGUGCUGCCGUGGUGACUUUGGUAGCAUAGUAUUACCAAGCCUUGUCUACAGCUGUCCCUCCCUUUUUUGCUGCUAAAGCGUCCUUUGCCGGGAUGUCCACCUCUCCUGGAGCAGCCGACGGCAGCCAAAGGAACUCUUUGGAGCUGGAGGCUGACCACGCACAGAGGGUCCCGGGGGCGGAGCCAGGUGGAGUCCCGCCCACUCAGGUCAAACUCAAAGAGAGGCAGAAGUUCUUCGAGGAGGCAUUUCAGCAGGACAUGGAGCAGUACCUGUCCACGGGCUACCUGCAGAUCGCUGAGAGGAGAGGAAGCAUGUCGUCCAUGGAGGUGAACGUGGACAUGCUGGAGCAGAUGGACCUGAUGGACAUGUCUGACCACGAGGCUCUGGACGUGUUUUUGCACUCGGGAGGAGAAGACAACAGCGCCGCCUCACCUGUCGCAGGCCCAGAUGUGGAGUCCUUUACCACAGAGAUCAGUCUGCAGGUGCCCACACAAGCAGAGCUGCGACACAAGCUCUGCUCCCUUUCCUCCACCUGCACCGACUCGGCCAGCCAGGACACAGAGGCAGGUGAGGAGGAUGAGGAGGAUGAAGAGGAGCAGGAAGGGGGCAGCAGGAGACCCCCUGUGGUGGUGACUCUGGACGAUGAGGAGGUGCACCCCGAUACUGCACUGAUGGACCGGGACGAUCACCAUGACGACCAGAGCAGCAGUAGUAAAAACUGUACAGGCAGCCGGCCGAAAGUUUGAGCAUUGUAAUGGACAAAACAGCUGCCAAACACACAUAAAAACACACAAACACACACAAACACUCACGCACUACAUGCAAGUCCCAUAUGGUUGCACUUACAGCCACAUGACCAUCAGGACACAGUUAAAUUACACCACAUUUUUAUCCACUCCCAUAAACAGUAAAUUAUAUAUGGCAUUGGUUGAGUCCACUGCAGGAAAUUGACAUAUUAAAAUAUUUUUGGUGUAAGUUUAACGAGAGUCUGGUGUCCCCAUGUACAUACCCAUUUGGGCAAACAUUUAUCAUCAGAAGAAUUUUAGGUAUCUGUCAUUUUCCUAAAGUAACGAUAAAUAUAGUACAGUGGUGGAAAACCUCAAAGCCAUUUUCAGAUUUUUCAUACUUGAAAGAGAAAGUUACGUUGACCAAGAGACGUAGUUAACUGUGGCCUGAUUAAAAGUGAGAAUACAAAUGGACAACAUGCCAUUCUCUGGACCGUCACACUGGGGUGCAGCUCCCCUUUACCAAAUGGACCAAACUCCUGAGACUGUGUGCUAUGCACUGGACAAGGCUGAACCUCUCCUAUGUUUUGGUACAGACAUGUCGACGUGUGUGUGAUGUGACAACCAUGACCCCUGACCUCAGUUAUUAAGAAUGCUGGUAGUAAAUGUUUUAAAAAUCAUCUAAAUACUGGGAAAUGGAGUGUGGAGGACUUUUGGACUUUUGGAUCUGUGCGCUGAAACUUUUGUUUGGGAGAUAAUUUAUCAGUGAAUAUGAAUUAUUAGGAUUAAUGUUUUUGAAAUGAAAAAUAAUAAAAAGCAAUAUUAGUGUUUUACUGAGAGUAAAUGACUUUUAAAGUGG
This is a messenger RNA of Periophthalmus magnuspinnatus, 1770 nucleotides long. It is a transcript of the gene dtnbp1b, whose product is annotated as dystrobrevin binding protein 1b. Gene Ontology annotation, biological process: platelet dense granule organization; anterograde synaptic vesicle transport; regulation of synaptic vesicle exocytosis. Gene Ontology annotation, cellular component: plasma membrane; cytoplasm; synaptic vesicle membrane. The coding region runs from base 279 to 932 and encodes 217 amino acids. The transcript has 4 exons. Lineage: Eukaryota; Metazoa; Chordata; Actinopteri; Gobiiformes; Gobiidae. The record is from RefSeq and is a predicted model, not a curated record.